UCGAGCAGCAGUGUAUUUCUCCAGCAAUCCGAGCGGUCCUAAAUAUUGUGUUGCGUUGCCUCCGCCUACAGGCGCUUCGAAUGGCGAUGGUGUACUAAGAAAUCAAACGUCAACAUUUGUGGACUAAGCAAUUGAAAAAAAUCUUCAAGAAAAAAUGAAUAAUCAAGCGUUUAGUUUGGCGGAGAGGCUUAUACCUUCCACUUAUGUACAACAAGGUUUAAACGCUAAGAAAUCUCGUGAAAACCUUAUACGUCAUUUUAUCGAACAUCGAAAAUGGCCAGAAGAAGGUUGGGACGAUGCAACAAUAGAGGCGUUUCUGUCAGAUCUAUCGCAAAUGGAUAGCAAUAAUUUUCCCUCAAACUGUAGUGUUGGUGAACGUGAAGCGAGGAUUGUAUCAAAUCUUGUUGCAAGACGACACUUUCGUAUGGGACAUGGCAUAGGCAGAUCCGGUGAUCUAGAAGAAGUACAACCAAAAGCUGCUGGUAGCAGUUUAAUGUAUAAAUUAACGAAUUCUUUAGUGCUCGAAGUUAUACGAUAUAUGGGAGUAAAAAGCAUAGCAGGUUGCUUUUUAUCACCAAUGGCCACUGGAAUGAGUCUAGUUCUAUGUAUGUUAACACUUAAGCAAGACAGACCACGAGCAAAAUAUGUUUUAUGGCCUAGAAUUGACCAAAAAUCUAGCUUCAAAUCUAUAAUCACAGCCGGAUUAGAACCCAUUGUUAUCGAAAUGCAAAUAAUAGGAGAUGAAUUAAAAACCGACUUACAGAGACUUGAAGCCCAAAUGGCAGCUUUAGGCGAAAGUGUGGCUUGUGUACUCACAACAACCAGUUGCUUUGCACCCAGAGCGUGCGAUUCUGUAGAUGCGAUUGCAGCUCUCUGCACUCAAUAUAAUAUACCACAUCUGGUAAACAAUGCGUAUGGCUUGCAGAGUACAAGAUGUAUGCACCUUAUACAAGAAGCGUCAAGAAAGGGUCGUGUAGAUGCUUUCGUUCAAAGCACGGACAAGAACUUUCUAGUUCCAGUGGGUGGUGCCAUUAUAGGUUCCUUCGAUAAAAAUCUUUUGGAUCGCAUAUCGAAAAUGUAUCCGGGACGUGCGAGUGCAAGUUCCGUUAUGGAUGUGAUGAUAACACUGUUAAGUCUUGGAAUGGCAGGGUACAAACAAUUGAUUGCUCAACGUAAAGAGAUGUAUUCUUAUCUGAAAGAAGAAUUGGGAAAAUUAGCAACAAGGCAUGGAGAGAGGCUGUUAGACACUAAGGGCAAUCCAAUAUCCAUGGCUAUGACUCUUCAAUGUCUAAGCCAUCAACAUGAUAACAAGCAAGUUACUAUGCUAGGAUCAAUGUUAUUUCUGCGUAACGUUAGUGGUACUAGAGUAAUAACAACUACAGAUUCUAAGCACAUCGUUUCACAUAAAUUUGAAGGCUGGGGUGCACACAACAGUAAUUAUAGAGUGCCAUAUCUAACUGCUGCGGCCGCAUUAGGCAUGAAGAGAUCUGAUGUGGAUGCAUUCAUACAAAGAUUGGAUAAAGCUUUAACGAAAGUAAGGAGGCGUUCUGCGCCAGUAACGCCCACCGCUUCGCUCGCCGGUUCCAGCAUCAAUGGAGAUGCAGGUGGCACUGGUGGACCAGGAGAAUCUAGUACCGCCUCAACCAGCCGUGCAAGUAGCAAAGACAGUCUGAGAAAAUGAACCGUAAUCAACGCAACUGGCCAGUCAAAUCAGCAUAUUAAUCUCAAUUUGUAAGCGACUUGUCGCUUAUGAAUUGACAUCUGUAGCAUGUUUCUGAGAAAUGCAAUUUGACACAAUCGUUUAUUUAUAUCAACCAUGUUUAUGUUGACAGGAGUUAUUCAGAAUCUUAUUAUAAAAAAACUUUUAAAAUUUAAAAAGAUUUUACAAUAUAUUUUCCAUAAAAAAAUAUAUUGUAUAACUUUCGCACAAUGAAAACAUUUCCUUCCCUGCUUUUUUUUAAGCAACACAAUAAAACAAUAUUUAUUACUGAGUUAAAUUAUAAGAAAUAGUGGUCUAUAUGCAUUUUCACAGACACGUGCUAGAUACAAAUGUGCUGAUUCGUCUGUCCACUUGCGUUGAGAUAUUGUCAAUUUAAAUCAUUAUACCAAAAGAGAAUGAGUGUCUUCAGACAUUAAAGAGUGAUCAUCAAAGUUAAUACUUGAAAAAAAAGAAAAAGGAAAGGAAACACGAAGCAUUAAGAUUAUUAUGGCUCUGUUUUAAGAGAUUUAAGUGAUAAGCGCUGGCCGCCGAUAUAAUUGUUAAGUAUGUUCUUUGUUGAAAUGCUAUUAUUUAUCAAGACAUAAACAGAGAACAUUGAAUUCUUAUAUUUAACUCUCUUUUCUCUUUCUUGCUUUCUAAUAUUGUAGUUUGAUAUAAACAAAUAAGAAAAAUAUUAACCAAAUCAUACAUACUUGCUUCAUAUAGUAAAUUUCUUUUCUAAAAAAGCAAUGUCAUACAAUUCUGUCGAUAUAUGUAGCAAUAUUCACAAUUUAAUUGUUUCUAAUAUUUAUGCAUUAUUGCUGAAAACUAUUGUAUUUUUUAUGCAAUUAACUCACCUAUAUAGUACUGACUUAUACAUUAAUUAUGGCAUAUUAUUUAUUAGCCUUGAAUAGAGAGACGGCAUAUAAGAAUGAAUUUUUUCCUCUCUUAUUUAAACGGAAUAUAUUCGUGUUUACAGCAUUAGUAAGAAGAUACACAUUACCUGUAAAAAAAGGAGGCUGUAGUAAAAUAUUUAUGGAAAUACAUUAUUAGGAAGUAUGU
This is a messenger RNA of Linepithema humile (Argentine ant), 2761 nucleotides long. It is a transcript of the gene SecS, whose product is annotated as Sec synthetase. Lineage: Eukaryota; Metazoa; Arthropoda; Insecta; Hymenoptera; Formicidae. The record is from RefSeq and is a predicted model, not a curated record. Gene Ontology annotation, molecular function: tRNA binding; O-phosphoseryl-tRNA(Sec) selenium transferase activity. Gene Ontology annotation, biological process: conversion of seryl-tRNAsec to selenocys-tRNAsec; selenocysteine incorporation.